Molecule: messenger RNA, 5304 nt
Organism: Ornithodoros turicata
Lineage: Eukaryota; Metazoa; Arthropoda; Arachnida; Ixodida; Argasidae
Exons: 1
Coding region: 1-5304 (1767 amino acids)
Biological process (GO): DNA integration
Molecular function (GO): zinc ion binding; nucleic acid binding
Source: RefSeq, a predicted model, not a curated record
AUGAUGGAACCGCAGGAACAAGCCACGAAGUCCUUGCUUUUGUCCAAGAGGAAAUCCCUUCGUCAGCGGUUGACAACCGUGCUCAACGAGGCCGAACGCCUGCUCGAGACGACCGAUGUUCCCGCUGACCAUGCUGGCCGUUGCGAGCUACUGACCGAACGUAUCAAGACGUUCGCUACCUCUCUGGACGAAGUUGACAGAAAUCUGGAGACCUUGUUCACCGUUGAACAAGCUGAUGCCGAAUUUGACAAGGUAUUGGAAUAUCAGGACCGCGUAGCCUCGAUAUCAUGCUUAUUAAGGAGGAGCCUUGUGCCUCAGCCCAUCGCCCAGGCCUCGACGACCGCGGCGACAGUCCAGACCGGUGCUGCUGCGCCACAGGGAGGUACUGGUCAUACAGCGUCGGGAUCCAUUCGUCGAUCCAUUCUGAGCUCUACUCGUCGUCCUAAUUUGCCGAAGCUAGAGCUCAUCAAGUUUGACGGCAAUAUGGAGAAUUGGCAGGAGUUCUGGAUCCGCUUUGAGUCCAUCGUGCACUGUAAUUCAUCGUUGUCCAACAAUGAAAAGAUGUCCUAUUUGUCGUCUGUCCUCAAGGGAGAAGCCGCAGCUUCCGUUAAAGGGCUUCAACUUACAGGCGACAUGUAUGACACUGCGGUCAAAAUGCUACAGGAUCGAUUCGGCAAUCCAGACUCGCUCAUGCAGUUCCAUCUGAAGCGACUGUUAGCCAUUCAGGAGGUUCGUUCGACCCGAAACGUCUCCGAACUUAGACGUCUGCAUGACACGGCGCGCGCGCAUAUCCGAAGUUUGGAAGCGUUGGGAACUGGAUUGAGUUCGUAUUCUUCGCUGUUGUACCCAGUAUUACAACAGGCCCUUCCGGUCGACUUGGUCCUCAGCUUUCAGAGGAGACUUCACACUGAGGCCGCGGACGCAACUGGAACCGCAGACGAUCGUCAUGAAAAGGUUCUGGGCAAGUUACUAGACUUCAUCAAAAUGGAAGCUGAAUGCAGGGAACACGUCGCAGCGGCAGAAGGGACACAAGAUCCUCGACGUUUUACACAGAGUCGAGAUGGCAAACACACUCGAAAUUCACAGGACCGCCUGCCCUCCACUGCAGCACUCGGUGCUGAAGCCAGUAAGACAUCUAAACCAACGAAUACCAAGAAAACUGCAGACAACGCUUGCUUCUUUUGUGGGAAGGAUCACGACGUCAGGAAGUGCCGUCUAGAUGCUGACCUGGCAGACCUGGAAGAGCGGCUUCGUCGAAGCCGCCGCUGCUUCCGUUGCGCAAAGGAGAAUCACACCGCUAGAGUUUGUCGAUCCGUGAAGGGCCUGAAGUGCGAACGAUGCAGCGGGCGGCAUUUGACGGUCCUAUGUAGGCAAGGGAGUCAGAAAACUACGGAUGGAACCGUCGUAGCAAGCGGUACAUGGCAGCACUGUUCUCCAUACCCGCAGGUCGUGCUCCUGCAGACGGGGUAUGCCAUACUUUGCACUACUGAUGGCCGACGGAAGCCAAUUCGUAUUCUCAUUGAUGGCGGCAGCCAAAGGACAUUUAUUAAGAAGCCACUGUCGCGGAAAAUGCAGCUGCCAAUCGUGGGAAGGGAAGAUCUUGCAAUCAACACUGUCGGAAAAGCCGAGAAGCAGUCCUUGCAUAGCAGGGUCAGUGUGACCCUCCGAUCCCAGUACACGUCCCAGGAGGUGUCCUUUGAGGCUCUGGAAAUACCAGAAAUAUGCAUCAGUAACCUUCCGCAUAUCGACGUCAAGGCUCUCGAUUGCCUCAGGAAUACUGGAAUCCAGUUAGCGGAUGUGGCUGUGGCAUCUGUUCCCUCAACAGAAAUAAGCAUUCUUUUGGGCGCAGACUUUUACGGGGCGGUAGUCACCGGCAAGCAAAUGCGGCUUCAGGGUAACCUCAUCGCUCUCGAAACAACCUUCGGAUGGACUCUGCAAGGUCCUGCGGGAGAUUAUUCUUCGCCAGAGGUGAACACUUUCCAUGUUGAUGUUUCUAGCUUCUCCCAAGACGACUUAGAUGAGAGGUUGCAGUCAUUCUGGGACUUGGAGCACCUCGGGAUUGCCGACGCCGCAGAAUCACCAGGAAUAGAUCCCGUUCUACAGAGAUUCGAGGACAGCACUCUAUUGGAGAACGGUCGCUACAGUGUUGGGCUGCCUUGGAAGGACAACCUUGUCUCUAGGCUCGGGACAAACAAGACAACAGCUGAAGUACGUCUAAGAAACGCCACCCGCACUCUGUUGAAAGACCAGGCUGUAAUGAACGAAUACGACCAAGUUAUUCGCCAGUACCUCGAGAACGGUCACGCUGAACGCGUAGAUGUCACAGCGUCAAAGGUUGGCCCGGAGUAUUAUCUCCCACAUCAUGCAGUGAUCCGACGUGAAAGGGAGACUACUAAAGUACGCAUCGUAUUCGACGCCUCGUCAAAGGCACCUGGGUUUCUAUCUUUGAAUGACGUACUACACGCGGGUCCUAAUCUCAAUUCGGACAUUCUCUCUUUGCUGUUGAGGUUCAGGAUGCAUCCCAUCGCCCUUGUUUCUGACAUAAAGAAGGCCUUUCUACAAAUUGGCCUUCACAAGCAGGACACCGACGCAUUGCGUUUCCUUUGGUAUUCUACGACUCCGGUUACUGGGCAAACCCUCCCAGACAUUGAAACUUGGCGGAUGACUCGAGUACCCUUUGGUGCCAGGUCCAGCCCCUUUCUUCUUUCCGCCACUAUUCGACAUCACUUACGGCAGUCUGAAGAGGACUACCCGGAGACAGCGGCGCUUCUACAGGACCAUUUCUACGUCGACGACUUGGUGGUCAGCGUGGAAACAUCAUCAGACGCAGAGAUUCUGUACCAGGACACUUUGCGAAUAUUUGAGGCCGCAGGCAUGAAAGUGAAGAAGUGGGUGACCAAUGACGGGUGCCUAUUACGCCAGAUGUUCAACGACGGCAGCACAACCGUCGAGACGACUCAAGAUCACACUAAGAAGGUGCUGGGACUUGUCUGGGACGUACACAAUGACAAACUACGAUGCCCUCUCGCAGCCAUUUUGGACUUUGUUGCAAACGAGACGAAUGACAAGAGACACAUUUUACAGUCCGUAUCAAGGAUGUACGAUCCUUUCGGCUUACUUGCGCCCUUCACCAUUACUGGGAAGAUUCUGCUGCAAAGAAUUUGGGAGGCGGAGCUAGACUGGGAUGAUCCACUGCCAGAGGACAUACAAUCAGUGUGGAAGGAGUGGCGUGUGGGAGUGUCAGAACUGGAGCAACUCUCUCUCCCUCGAUUCCUGGGAUAUUCGUGCACGGCCACGCCUAGGAAGAUGCACGUAUUUGCUGACGCUAGUCCCUACGCUUACGGCGCGGUAAUCUACGUUGAAGCGUCAUCGAGCGGCUCUUCUAGCAUGGAGUUUCUCGUCAGCAAGAGCAGAGUGGCCCCCAUCAAGCGCCAAACGCUGCCAAGGCUUGAACUUAUGGCAGCCCUUCUUGCCGCACGGCUUUACCGAUAUGUCUGCACUGCUUUGAAGAUUGUGCCCGACUGUGUGUUCUGGACGGAUUCUUUCAUAGCGUUGCAUUGGAUAAGAGGGCCAGUAACACGGUGGAAGACCUUCGUUGCGAACCGCGUCCAAGAAAUUCAAAGCAUCACUUCUACUGAAUGUUGGCGACACUGUCCCGGUGAGGAGAAUCCUGCUGACCUCCUCACUCGAGGUGUCAAGGGGCAUCAGCUUCAGGGCAGCGUCUUGUGGUGGCACGGCCCUACGUGGUUGGCACGUGCGGAAAAUUGGCCAAAUUCACUCAUACCAGAACCCACUUGUCCUGAUGGAAAGGACGAAGUGGUCCCUCAACGUGUUUCCUCGGUGGCGAUUGCGGCGGCUCAAACCCUCAUGUCGCCAGAGCGGUACAGUAGAGCGAACCGACUUUGUCGAGUAACGGCGUGGGUGCUGCGCUACGUACAGAACUCAAGGGGUCGGAAGCAGACUGGCCCGCUCACAACACAGGAGUUGAAAAAUUCCGAGCAGUACUGGAUCAGGAUGACACAAGCAAAGUUCCUGGACAAGAAGUCCACGCAUCUUCAGAAUUUCCGUUGGUACAAAGAUGACGACGGCAUUCUCCGGCUUUACGGGCGUCUCCAGCAUUCCGAACAACCAGCAGCGACUAAGCACCCAAUCCUACUACCGCCUGCUUCGGAAGCCUGGUUCACCCGCCUCAUGGUUCUUCGCGAACACGAAAGGAUGGCCCACGCCGGGGUUCAGGAGACUCUACAUCAGAUACGGGAGGAUUACUGGGUGAUCAGAGGAAGGCAAUCUGUCAAGUACGCCCUGCACCACUGCUACUUUUGCCGACGUCUCCGAACACAUUCAUGCACCGAGCAGGAGGCGCCCCUACCGAAGGAUCGAGUUUCACAGCAACUUCCGUUUGACGUGGUCGGGGUAGACUUUGCAGGUCCACUGUAUUACAAAACAGCGCACGGAUAUUCAAAGUCGUACGUGACACUCUUCACUUGCACAGCUACACGAGCCAUUCAUCUAGAGUUGGUAACGGACCAAGCCUUCGGCACCUUCCUCAUGGCGUUUAAGCGAUUUGUGGCUCGCAGGGGUAUACCAAAGAAAAUCUAUUCCGACAACUUUCUAACAUACAAGAAGGCUUCCCGAGAACUUCCUCCUAUGAUUUCCGCUCAAUUUCAAGCAGUGAAAGAAUAUGCCACCCAAACACGGAGCACAUGGGAGUUCAUAGCAGAACAAGCACCAUGGUGGGGAGGCUUUUGGGAGCGCAUGGUGCGCUCCGUCAAAGAAUCACUGCGCAGGUCGCUAGGUCGGUGCGAACUCGACUUCCAGGAGCUACAGACCGUGUUGACGGAGGUCGAAGCCAUUGUGAAUUCAAGACCUCUUACUUCGCUCACAGAAGACCCUAACGACACAGAAGCCCUUUCUCCUUCACACUUCCUGAUCGGGAGACGGCUUACCGCCUUGCCCUCAAUGCAGUUUCUCUAUUCAGUUGACGUCAACGUCUCCCCCUCGCAGAUUCAGCAGGCUAAAGAAGGUCUGCUAAACAAUUACUGGAAGCUAUGGUCGAAAGACUACCUUCUCCAACUGCGGUCAGCUAACCUCAGCAAGCAUGUAACCUCGGCCAACGUUCGGCAGCACGAUCUGGUCCUCAUACCCGAUCGACGACAGCCCAGGAUGUUUUGGACCCUCGGACGGGUAGAGCAGCUCCACCUCGGUCGAGAUGGGCUAGUUCGUUCCUGCACCCUACGGACAUCAGGCGGCGCAUACCUACGACGACCAGUUCAGCUGAUCCAUCGCUUGGAACUCGACGGAUGA